AUGUCUGCACACGCAAAGAUCAAUAUCUUCGUUACGGGAGUAACAGGUUACCUUGGAGGAGCGGUAGUAGACCGAUUGCUCAGUCAUCCUAGGGUCAGCGACUUCCAGAUUACAGCCCUUGUGCGGUCGCCAGAGAAGGCCGAGAAACUUAGAUCGUUGGGUAUCACUCCAGCGAUUGGUUCAUUAGAUGACUCCGAUUUGCUACACAAUUUGUGCUCGGAAUCCGACGUAGUCUUAGCCAUGGCAGACUCGGAUCAUUAUUCGUCCGUAAAAGCAAUGCUGGACGGGCAGAAGGAACGAUUCGAGACCACGGGUAAACAGGGCAUUUUCAUUAAUACGUCCGGGACAGGUGUCCUCGCCGACAAUGCUGCUGGCAUGUAUCAAUACGAUACAAUCUGGAAUGACGCGAAUCCCGCGCAGAUGGCCACGCUCGCCCCAACCCAAAUGCACCGUGACGUCGAUUUGAUGAUUGUGGAAGCGGACAAAGAAGGAUACGUCAAAACAUAUAUCGUCCUGCCCUCGACUAUAUACGGGAUAGCUCAAGGGCGCCUGGUGGACCUCGGCAUCGCCAACAAUCGCUCCAGGCAGAUUCCUGCUAUUAUCCGUGCAAGCCUAGAUCGAAAACAGGGCGGGAUGGUUGGUCUGGGGAAGAAUAUGUGGCCUAAUGUUAAUAUCGAGGAGCAGGCAGACUUCUUUAUCAUCUUACUUGAUGCCGCUCUCGACAAACUAGACACGCUUGGCCAUGGGACCGACGGGUACUACUUCGGCGAGAGCGGAGAACACUCCUUAUACGAUGUUGGUAAAGCAGUAGCAGAAGCGCUAGUGGACCUAGGGAUUGGGCAGAGUCGCGAGCCAACUACGUUCACCAAGGAUGAAAUUGACAAAUACUUCGGCGGAAAUGAUUACUUGGGUAGCAAUUCGCGUUGUCGGGCCGAUCACGCUCGAUCUUUGGGAUGGAACCCCAAGAAGAGCACAGCGGACCUGCUUUCCAGCAUUCGGGCGGAAGUCGAAGAGGAAAUCAAGGCAAGCGCAGAAGGUAGAUUAAGAAAGGAUCAGAAGCUGUAG
Molecule: messenger RNA, 1065 nt
Organism: Pleurotus ostreatus (oyster mushroom)
Lineage: Eukaryota; Fungi; Basidiomycota; Agaricomycetes; Agaricales; Pleurotaceae
Exons: 8
Coding region: 1-1065 (354 amino acids)
Source: RefSeq, a predicted model, not a curated record